Messenger RNA from Guyanagaster necrorhizus, 596 nucleotides. RefSeq lists its product as uncharacterized. The record is from RefSeq and is a predicted model, not a curated record. The transcript is spliced from 4 exons. Lineage: Eukaryota; Fungi; Basidiomycota; Agaricomycetes; Agaricales; Physalacriaceae. Bases 376 to 546 code for a protein of 56 amino acids.
CAGGAGAAAGGCACAAGGAAACAUCCAGCUGGAGAUGACAGGAGCCAAGAGGAUAUUUGACACAAAGCCAACAGAGGUAAAAUCUGCAUGACUAUGCAUGAUGCAUACAGAGUAGGAGCGAAAUGGCUUCACUUCCCCUCCAUAAUACCAUGAGGGGGCCGAAUGUUCCUCCCCGGGCCAGCAUGAAAUCUGGCAACUAACAAGAUCCCUGCUAGAACAGCGGGGAAUCCCAUGGCACCACCCUCCAUCCCCACUGACAAUUCUCACUAGCGCAAUCCCAGAGUUUAAGCUCCCAAAGGGAUUCAGGGAUAGUGGGAAAGAGCGCUUCUUCCGAAUUGUCAUGUCCUCAUCAGCCCAGACGAUAUGGAGCGCUAGAUGCGAAAGAGUAAUCCAAAAGGGGAACAUCGCUCUCCCAAACGGUUCGGGCAAAAGGCCCUCAAUAAGGACCUAGUGCUACGUACUUGGUCAGGGGCAAUUCUCGACGAGAAAAAACUUCCUAAAGACUGGACGGAAGUUAACGGGGUUUUAGUGGGUAUAACGUUGUAAGUGCCGGGGCGCGCAAGGUAAGUAAGGGGAUGGCGCAGAGAAGAAGAAUG